Molecule: messenger RNA, 2130 nt
Organism: Paraphaeosphaeria sporulosa
Lineage: Eukaryota; Fungi; Ascomycota; Dothideomycetes; Pleosporales; Didymosphaeriaceae
Product: ENTH-domain-containing protein
Exons: 5
Coding region: 426-1955 (509 amino acids)
Biological process (GO): endocytosis; Golgi to endosome transport
Cellular component (GO): plasma membrane; clathrin vesicle coat; endosome
Molecular function (GO): clathrin binding; phospholipid binding
Source: RefSeq, a predicted model, not a curated record
CUUCAUUGUCCACGAUGAUCGGACAAGCCCUGUCUGCGAUUGACGAGCGGGUAGAUUCUCUUGCUUGUCGAGCCAGUCGUUGGAUUGUUAGGCACUCUAUGAAAAGGCUGCAGCUUCUGCGCAAGACGCAUCGCUCCUGUCGCCUUGAAUCCUGCCAAGACUAGCUUCUGUCACGUGUCCUCUGCCCGCAACCACUAACCUUAUACACAGUCGGCCUGAGCCAGGACACCCUGAGCAUCACAGCUGGAUCUCGCACUUCUCGUUAGCAUCGAUAGCCACAGGUCUCCAGCCUUUGUUGAGCGACCGGCACGUGGCGAAGUGCGGACCGCAUCCCUGCCGAACCCUGGAACAGCCGCGCUCAAUAAUAAGCUGCCACUUCAACACCACCGCCAUCCACACCAGCGCCGAAUCACCCCGUCGUCGCGAUGGACUUCGCAAGUCUGAAAGACCAAGUGAGCAAUCUCACGCUCUACGACCUCAAAGCCGGCGUGCGCAAGGUUCAGAAUGCGGUGAUGAACUUCACUGAGAUGGAGGCGAAAGUGCGCGAGGCGACGAACAACGAACCAUGGGGCGCUUCCUCAACGCUGAUGCAGGAGAUCGCAAAUGCCACGUUCAAUUAUCAAUUGCUCAACGAGAUUAUGCCCAUGAUAUACAAGCGAUUCACCGAAAAGGCAGCUGAGGAGUGGAGGCAGAUAUACAAGGCUCUACAACUUCUCGAGUUUCUUAUCAAGAACGGCUCCGAGCGAGUGAUCGAUGAUGCGCGCUCCCACGUUUCCCUCCUGAAGAUGCUCCGGCAAUUCCACUUCAUCGAUCAGAACGGCAAGGACCAGGGCAUCAACGUGCGAAACCGAGCCAAGGAGCUGGCCGAGCUUUUGAGUGAUGUCGACCGUAUUCGCUCAGAGCGCAAGAAGGCACGCGCGAAUAGAAACAAGUUUGGCGGUGUCGAGGGCGGCAUGGGCAUGGGCGGCUUCUCCAGCGGCGGUGGCAGCGGCAGCAGAUACGGAGGCUUCGGGAGCGAGAGUGCCAACGCCGACUAUGGAGGCUACAGCGGGGGUGUCUAUGGCGACGGCGGCGGUUUCGGAGGAAACGAGUCUGGCUUCCAAGAUACACAGCAACGUCGAGAUAAGUUCGAAGAGUACGACGAGGGAGACGAAGCCGAGUCAUCUGCGCCUCCUCCACGGCGGUCACAGCCAUCGGCGACUCAGGUGCGGAAGGAAACAAAGAAAGAAGAACCGAAGCCAAAGGCACCAGAACCUGUGGUGGAUCUGCUGGCAUGGGACGACGAGCCAGCGCCUGCUUCGUCUUCAGCCGGCAAACAGCCCGUUGCUGCUAACGAUGACUUUGGAGACGAUGACGACUUCGAUGACUUCCAGUCAGCCGCACCCUCAGCGCCAGCAGCUAAAUCCACUGCAGCCUCUUUCAUUGCCCCCCCUGCUUCUACGUCGACCAUUGGCGCUUCCACGCAAUUCGCGGCUCCUCAACCCCAGUCAGCCGCGCAGAACAACAACUUGAACGACCUCUUCGCUACGGUUUCCCCACCGCCCGCGAGCAAUAACUUCGCCUCGCCCGCUGUUGCUACACCUGCGUCGGCUACGUCGAGCAUGAACCAGCCAUACCGUCCUGCUGGUUACCAGGCCACAGGGCCGAACUACUUUACGUCUGUGCCCAAACCAUCGAUUGCCUCCACGCCUUCCGUUGCAUCUCCUGGAAUUGGCGGGAAGAUUGGCUCUGGGGCCCCUAAGCAAGCUGGAGGCGACGCGUUUGCGUCUUUGCUGGGCGGAGCUGGGCCCAAGAAGGCGGCUACGCCCACGCAGAGGGUCACGAUGGCGGACAUGGCCAAGCAAAAGACAAGCCAAGGGCUGUGGGGAGCCCCUGCUUCUGGGCAGAGCACUCCUACUUCGCAACCUCAGGGUGGAGCUAAGCCUGGUGGUGCUUUGGGCGAUCUACUUGGAUAGUGGGAGCGUUGGCGACCCAUGUGAUGGCUAUGUGUUUGUGAUGUACUUUGCGCAUGGAGUCCAGGAUAAAAGAAGGCUAUCCUUGAUGGUAACAGCUGCUCUUGAUAAGUGAAUUGGUCGGUAUGAAUUUGAGAGGGCCAUUCUUCAGCGUCCUUGAAUUAUCUAGUUCUUCGGG